CGAUUGAUUGCGAAUUUCAGUUUGUGUUUGUAUUGUAAAUCAUUUAAUUAAUUUUAUAUUUUGUCGUGUUUUUUCUAUAACGUUCAAGGUAUAACUAAUUUUCGUAAUUCACGAAUGUCAAAGCAUCGAAAAUUAUUAUGAAUCAAGAAAAAGAAGAUAUGUCACAUGGUGAUCAUGUUGAAAAUCCUCUACCCGAAUCUUCCAAAGAUGGAGAAUCUGACAAACAAAACUUUGAAAAAGGUUUGGAAUCAUCACCUAAAGAUCCAAUUGUAAAUUUGGAAGAUAAGGAUGAAGUUGAGUCAAUUUUAGAAAGUAUUGACGAUGAUGAUGAAGAGCUACAUUUAAAGUGGGAAGAUGAUGAAAUUGAGGAAGACAUCAUAUCACUUGAUAUACCACCAGAAGUUUUAAAAAAAGAGACAUGUUACUCUACAUUAGAUAAAAACUGUGAUUCUAUUGAUAAUCAACAAGAAAGUAAUCAAAUCAUCAAUAAAAGUGAAACUGCUACUAGUAUUGAUGAGACCAACAAAGAAACAAUACAAAUAAUAGAGCCCCUUAGUCCAGAAGAGACAUUACAAGAUAUACAAUCGGAGAUUGAUAGUAUUUGUGCUAACAUUAAAGACAGCAUUGAUGACAAAUGUAAUCUUAAGGAUAAAACUGAAAUUGAGAUUAACAUUUCUGAUCCUAGCAGUCCUGUCGAUGAUUUAAUUCUUAUAGAAGAUGAUGACCAAGCUGAAGUUAUAAAUACUCCAGAAGAGAUUUCUACCGAAGAAAUGGGAGAGAAGAAAAAAAAAAUACAAAGUGAAAAAAAUAUGAACAGUGAUAAAUUUUCUGAUAACAAUAAAAUAGAUACAAUUAUAGAAACAGAGAUAGCUGUGAAAAGCAUUAUGGAUAUGGAUAUAUCUGAUGAAGUUAAGGAUAAUAAACUACUUCUUGCUGAAGACAACAAUGACAAAAUUAACACUGUGCUUAAAGUCACUGAUCAUACCCAAAAUUCUGAAUUUGAGAAAGAUUUUACAGAUUCGAGUACUUCCCUUAAAAUCUGUGAUAAAAUAAUGGAUGAUAGUAUUUUUGUAGAUGAUAACAAAGACAGCAUUGUUGCUAGUUCUCCAAAUCAAGCUAUGGACAUUUCAUUAACUGAUACCAAAUUAGAUCAUGGUUUGAAUAAGCCCGACAUGAUGCUAGAUAUACCAACACAAGAAGUUAUAGAGUUUUUAGACGAUACUGAUGAGUUUGAAAAAACAUCAUUGAAAAAUAUUGAAAAUUGUAUAGAAAAUAACGACACUGUUCCUGAUUCCUUUGUGAUGGAGACUUCUUGUGAAGUAGAUAAAUUGCAGCUUAACACUUCUAAUGAAGCAGAACCUAAAGAACUAGAAGAAGCAAUAGAGAUUACUAAAAACCUUACAAAUUCUCUUAGUACAGAAACAAAUAAAAUUGACGCUUCAACUACGAAAAGUAUAUCAAAAUCUGCUGACAACCAACAAACUCCCAAUGACAAAAAAAUAGAAGAAGCAACAAACCAAAACCUAGAAACAGUAGAAUCUCAAAAUACUAGCAAAAUAAUAGCAGAGCAAGAAACUGAAAUAACAUCUAUAAUUAUUAAUGAAGUACAACCAUCUAAAUCUGAAAAUUUUGACAGUGGAGUUCCUACCAUUGAGGAUUUAUAUUUGUCAGCUGCAGAAAAAGAUAUUUAUGCUGAAAACAAAGAUAAUUACAAUGAGGAAAAUGCUACAACUGAAGAUGUUUCUGUCACAACAUUAGAGGAACCACAACCAUCAACAUCUAAAGCUGUUGAAGAAUCUAAACAGUUUACUGAAGCAAUUAAUCCUAAAGAUGAACUUUCAGAAGUAACAGAUAGUCUUGGGUUAUUAGCUGAAUCAUCAAGGGUGAUGGAAGAUGAUGAAGAGCCAGAAGAUGAAGAAGAAGACGAUGAUGACUUUGACCAAGAUGAAAGUAGCAACCAAAUGACAGCUGAACAUUCAGAGGACUCAAAUGCACAGCAUUCUGAAACAGAUCAAACCAAGGAACAAGAUGAUAAAGGGACGGAAUCUCCGCAAGAAGACAAGGGAGAUUUCAGCUUUGCUAUCAAUGACAUAAUCACCCUAUUGCCACAGAAGGAUGGAGAUAAAAAAGAAAAAGAUGAAAAUAUCGAAAUAGAUGUACAAGAUAAAGAUAGAGACGAUGAUAUAGAUGUUCAAGAGAAAGAUGAAGAUAUUGAUAUAGAUGUUCAAGACAAAGAUGGAGAUGUUGAUAUAGAUACACAAGACAAAGAUGGAGAUAUUAAUAUACAAGAGAAAAAUGGAGAUAUUGACGUAGAUGAGGUCGUCUGUGAAGACGAGGUAGAAGUCACUGCAGAGCAAAUAGGUGAUAUCGGCGCUAAUUUGGAAGUAAAUGCUGGUGAUAAUCUGGAAAUUUCGGAGCCUGUCAAGGAAAAACCAGAAGAUACACAGCAUUCAUCGGAAAUUGAAACAGUGAAACUGUCUGACACGUCUGACAAUGAGGUAGAGGGAGACAACGUUAUAUUGAGAACUAUGCUACAGAAGCCACAAGCUCCAUUAGUAACAUCUAAUUCAGAAAGGGAAGAGAAAAACAAAUCGCCAAUAAAGAAGUUGGAAAUCACCAAGACUAGCAAUAAUAUAAUGAAUUUCGUUGAUUUAGAGGAGAGCUCCUCAGAGGAUGACAUUCAAGAAUCGAAUAAGGAGAAGUCGGAACCUGCAGCGGAGGAGGUCACGCCCGUAGAUACAUCCACUCUUGUUACAGAACCGAAGACACCCACGAAAACUAAACGAAUGGCCCGUAUAAACACAAGUGAGAUAUCGAUUAGGACCGUAAGUAAUGCAGAAGCAGCUACCCUACCCCAAAUAAAGCCAGUAGAAGAGACACCAACGCCUAAAUUCGGUCUAGAGGUUUUCAGUCUCGAUUCAGACGAAGAAGACCAUGAGAAACCAGCAACACCAGAACCUAAGGAAGAAGAGAUAUCACCAGUUGAACCUGAGCGCGUGAAAGGGAAAAAGAAGUGUAUCAACUUAGCGUGCAAGUCGGCCGGCAAUUGCGCGUACAUAAAAGCAGAUGCCGCCACCGUCGCUUAUUACGACGCUACCAGAAAGAGAAAGGCGAUGGUGUGCGAGGAGUGCGCCGAUGUAGUUGUCAAUAGGACUCAGGUUUUGGUGAAAGGCAUCAAAGAGUUUACGCCAUUACUCGAGCUCGACAUCAUCAGGGUGUCCUCGGAGCUUGUAGAGAUAUCAGACUCUGAAUCUGAGGACGAAACGGAAGCGGUCGCCGAUGUGAAAGAGAAGAUAGGCGAGAAAGGUGCCAAAAUGUUGGAAGAGCAAUUGGCCGAUAUGAUAAAUCAGACAUGGAAGAAAUUCAAGAUGGACGCCAGACUGUCUGAGGCAGAGGACGCGCUGAACAAGGAAUUGAAGAUUUUAGAAGCUGAGAGCAAAGAGAUAGAUACUUUACUCAACGAUUGUCAAAUAGCCACAGACAAACUGAGGAACGAUUUGUACGCGACAUUUGAACACGAGAGGCGAGAAUUGCCUCCAUUCACUAUAUUCGACACUCCUACUAAUAAGUACAGCUUACUGGAACCAUCAGACAGCGCCAAGCCUCUGAAACACGAAGAGAUCGCCAGUACCAAGAGACGAUUGUCCGAUGGCAGCGAAACGCCCGCCAAACGGGCCGCAAUACCGCUCCCAUACACACCUAUAAAUGAUCCUCAAGCCGACACUGCCGCGCAGGAUAAAUCUUCAGCAUUGGACAGUUCCAAAGAUGAUGAUAAAGAUAUAGCCGUUAUGCAAGUGUCGGCGGAGGCUGCGCCCUCUGAGUUGCCACCGCCGGGCGAGCUGUCUAGGCCUCCGCUGCGCGCGGGCACGUAUGUUUACGGCAUGAGGAACGUGUUCGGAUCGUGGGUUCGAUGCCGGAUCAUGGAAGUACAGGGGAAGAGCAGCGUGCCAGGGUCUGUACACACGUUCACUAUAUGCAAGGUUAAAUUUGAGGGUAGAGUGAGGAAUCCCGUCAAGUUACUACCCGCACGCUGUUUGGCGUACAACGAGCCGACAGACGUUCGAAUGACCAUUGGCACUCGCGUGAUAGCCCUGUUCAAAGACACCAAUGAUAACAAAAGGGACUCUUUCUACUCUGGUAUCAUAGCAGAGGUGCCAAACCCGGUGAACAAGUACAGAUACCUGAUAUUCUUCGACGACGGAUACGCUCAGUACGUUCGUCAUUCGGACACCCGUCUCGUGUGCGAGUGCGCAACACUAGUAUGGGAGGAGGUGCAUCCCUUCUCCAGGGAAUUUGUCCGGGAAUAUCUGAUGGCGUAUCCGGAACGACCAAUGGUUAGACUGCACGCCGGACAGAGCCUGAAAACCGAGUGGAAUGGUAAAUGGUGGUCGUCGCGAGUGACACAGGUGGAUGCGUCUUUAGCACAAGUACAUUUCGAGGAGGAUAAUCGUACAGAAUGGAUAUAUAGAGGUUCCACUCGUCUGGCGCCCUUGUAUCUGGAAUUGCAGGCGGCAGAAAGACAUCGAGCUCGCCCGAUGCCCAGGACUAAAGCACAGCCUAGGAUAAACAUGCCUUACGUGGAAUACACUCGGUCCGAUGAACAAAACAAGUCUACAGAAGAACAGCAGACUUCACCACAGCAACAGGCUGCAGAGCGCGAGAGCCGCCAAAGGGCGGUGGCCAAGAAGUCCACAACCCCCGCCCCCGCGCCCGCCCCGCCCCCAGUCACUCCCGAGAGUGUUACCAGCAGAGUCGUGUAUUAUACGCCUAAGAAUGCCGUGAAACCGCACAAGAUGGUCCCACACACUUGCGGUCCACAAUGUAAGAGGACCGAUGUUCUAGCGUUAAAAGAUCUGAGAACUUACAACCCGCUGGCGAAACCACUGCUCAGCGGAUGGGAAAGACAAAUAGUACGGUUCAAAGGUCAGAAGGAGGUGAUGUAUCGCGCUCCGUGCGGUCGGCGCGUGCGCAACAUGCGCGAGUUGCACCGUUACCUGCGCGCCGUACAAUCUGACAUGGCGGUGGAUUUGUUCGACUUCGCAUCCACCACACACUGUCUCGCCGAAUUCGUGCUAAACACAUGUCUGGUUGGUAAAAAGGAUUUAUCGCAUGGUAAAGAGAAUGUCCCGGUACCUUGCGUCAACUACUAUGACGAGUCGCUGCCGGAGUUUUGUUCGUAUAAUACGGAGCGGACGCCCACCGCCGGAGUGCCGCUCAAUAUUGAUCCGGAAUUCCUCUGCGGCUGCGACUGUACAGACGACUGCGAGGAUAAAAGCAAGUGCGCAUGUUGGCGGAUGACGCUAGAGGGCGCUCGCACCAUCGGCCUGAAGGGUAACAACGUCGGAUACGUAUACAAGCGGUUACCGGAACCUCUACCCUCUGGGAUAUAUGAGUGUAAUUCUAGAUGUAAAUGCAAGCAGACUUGUUUGAACCGUGUCGCUCAACACCCUCUUCAACUUAAACUACAGGUGUUUAAAACAUUGAAUCGCGGUUGGGGAAUACGCGCAUUGAACGAUGUACCGAAAGGAUCCUUCCUAUGCGUGUACGCUGGAAACCUGCUCACUGACGCCACAGCUAAUAUGGAUGGUUUGAACGAAGGCGAUGAAUAUUUAGCUGAGUUGGAUUACAUAGAGGUGGUGGAGCAAAUGAAGGAAGGCUUCGAAGAGGACAUACCAGAGAUGGAUAAGAGACUCGACAAAAAAAAUAUCGCGAAGCCGGACGAAGAAGAUUCAGAAGAGAUGUCCAGCUCGGAAGAAGAAGAUACGACAUGUGAUGAUAGAGAAGACGACGAUUUCAGACCGGGAAUCGGCAUCGGACUGGGCGUUGCCGAAUUCAGCAAACGCCUUCGUAAACGCGAAAAGAAGAAACAGAAAGAAGAUGCAGCCAAGGAGAAGGAAAAGGACGCAACGGCCAAAGAGGAUGAAGAUUGUAUCACCAUUAGCGAUGACGAGGAAGUUCGUGAACCUUCGAGUUUUAUGGCUCAAGCUGGAAUGGAAUCUAAUGAAUUCAAAUCUAAAUACAGAUCUGUCCGUUCGCACUUCGGAAAGGACGAGGCUUGUUAUAUUAUGGACGCUAAAGUUCAAGGGAACAUCGGACGAUACCUCAAUCAUUCUUGUUCACCAAAUGUCUUCGUACAAAACGUGUUCGUUGACACGCACGAUCCUCGUUUUCCGUGGGUGGCGUUUUUCGCGUUGUGCCACAUCAAAGCAGGAACGGAACUGACGUGGAAUUAUAACUAUGACGUCGGCUCCGUGCCCGGGAAAGUUCUAUACUGCUACUGUGGCGCCCCCAACUGUAGAGGACGACUACUAUAA
This is a messenger RNA of Diatraea saccharalis (sugarcane borer), 6314 nucleotides long. NCBI's taxonomy places the organism in Eukaryota, Metazoa, Arthropoda, Insecta, Lepidoptera, Crambidae. The record is from the annotation of a GenBank genome assembly.